Drosophila willistoni is the source of this 5123-nucleotide messenger RNA. RefSeq names its product phospholipid-transporting ATPase ABCA3. NCBI's taxonomy places the organism in Eukaryota, Metazoa, Arthropoda, Insecta, Diptera, Drosophilidae. The record is from RefSeq and is a predicted model, not a curated record. Gene Ontology annotation, cellular component: intracellular membrane-bounded organelle; membrane. The transcript has 12 exons. Gene Ontology annotation, biological process: lipid transport; transmembrane transport. The coding region runs from base 55 to 5082 and encodes 1675 amino acids. Gene Ontology annotation, molecular function: ATP hydrolysis activity; lipid carrier activity; ABC-type transporter activity.
UUUAUAUUCACACACAAAUUACUUGAAAAGGGGAUCACACAAAGAGUAAGGAAAAUGCCGGCAACUUUCGGUUUGCUAUUUAAACGAAAUGUAUGGAUUGAACUGGGCUUAUGGCGUCACACAUUAUUCGAGACAAUAGCUUUAGUUAUUAUGCUAUUCAUGAUUCUAGUUAAUCCCGUGACACAUUCGAAACGUUUGCUAUACAGUCACAGCGAUUAUGAAGGCGAACGGAGCAUUGUGUCCCAUAAGCUGGACGAUAUCAAUAUAUUGACGAGUUUGGCCGACUCGAAGCGUGAGAAAAUGCAUUAUCUAUUGGCCUUUUGUCCGAUAACGGAGUUUGCCAAAGAAAUCGCCGAUGCGGUUGCCAAAACAUUGGAAUUGAAUGGGACUAUACCAUUUGUUGAUGCCGAUCAAUUGCAGAAUCAAUUUGAAGAGCGUAAUACAAUAGCUGGCAUUGAGUUCAAUAAUCUUGAGCAAGAGACGAUACCAAAAGUUUUGGAUAUAACCAUACGUUUUCCCAGUGAAUUUCGUACAUUGAGUCCGUUUCUCACCGAGAAUCGUUUGUGGGUGACACGUUGCUCCGGUGUGAUAAGUGCCACAAGAGAUAAAGCUGCCGAUAACGACAGGCAUCAGGAUAUUUAUAUUCGAGAGGGUUUUCUACAAUUGCAACAUCAAAUCUUUUUGGAAUGGUAUCAUCGCCUGCGUACCCAAUAUCCCAGUGCAUUCAGUGAGCCAAGUGUCCAGGUCCAUAAUAUACGUUUGAGGGUGGCAAAUGGUGGCUGUAGCCAGAUCGGAUUCGUUAAUGGGCCAAUAUUUCUAUUCAAUUUCAUCUACUUGUUGCCCUUUCUGAAUGUCAUCCGGAACAUUGCCUCCCAAAUAGAAGAUGGUGUUAUGGUACAUCAUUGGCAUUAUGGUUACUCGUUUAAAAAGCAAUGGCUCAAUAUAUUCCUAGUGCUACUCAUGCGUCUGCUUAUAUUGGGUUUAGUUUGCCUUAUUCUCAUUUGCAUUGCAUGGUCCAUUGAUAAAGGAUCAUUCUCCUUUGUAACGUUCUUACUAAUGGUUAUUUUCAUUAUAAUUUUUACAAUCGAACUAAUAUUAACUGCCAUGGUAGUGGCCAAAUUGUUCUCAAAUCCGACCAAUGCAGUGCUCUUUGGUCUCGUCAUUUGGCUCUUCAAUUAUGCAGCGUUUGGCAUUAUAUCGACCCGCUAUUGGGAUAAUCAUGGCUACUAUGUGUUGUUCAUAUUGAUGGUAUUCUUCAAUAGUCAAGUGGCCUUUAGCAUGCAAUUCUUUCGCCGCUAUUUCGAUGAUCCCAAUCAAUUGGAUUCCUAUGACUUCACAGUGCUCUAUGUGACAGCAUUGUGCUGCAUUUUGAUCUAUUCGCUGCUGCUGAUAAUGCUGCAAUGGCGUUUUCCUGGACGUUUACUGAGUCGUCGCAUUAUGAUGGGUAAGCCCCGCAAGCAACAGGAAAAGGAUAAUGCCAUCAUGUUCCUGGGACGAUCGCCUAGUUGGCAGAACUUUGAAUUCGGUGAUGUGGGCAGUGAGGAAAUGAUACGUUUGCGGCACGUUAGCACCACUCAUCAUGACUCGGAGAAAAAGGUCCUCAAGAACAUCUCAAUGCGUGUCUACAUGGGCGAGGUGUAUGUCCUCCUUGGGCACAUUGGUUCCGGAAAACUGACUAUAUUGCGUCUAUUGUGCGGUCUGAAAUAUCCAACGCGUGGUUCCGUUAACAUUCGGGGCAAGGAAUUCCAUGAGGAGGCAAGCGAAAGUCGCCACUAUGUCGACUAUCGUUCCACUGAGCAUGGUCUCUCCCGUCACCUGACCGUGGAGCAGACCAUCGAUUUUCAUGUCCGUCUCAAGCUAGCACCACAGGAUGCCGAUCGCUUCAAUAUCGAGAAACGCAAAUGGUUGUCCAUUCUCGAUCAGCAUAUUGACAAUCUGAAUAUUAAAAUCGAGAAACUAAGCUUUGGCAUGUGCCGUUUGGUGGCCCUUUGCUGUUGUCUGGUGGCCGACACUAAAAUCAUUGUCUUGGAGGAGCCCACAAUGCGCCUAACGCCAAGUGAAUCGCAAUUAUUUUGGUCCAUUGUGUCAUCCGAGAAGGAGGAUCGUGCCUUUGUUGUUGCCACCUACAGCGUGGACGAAGCCUCCCAGGUGGCCGAUCGUGUUGGCAUUCUCAGUUUGGGCGUCCUCGAAGCCAGCGGAACUCCAUUUUUCCUAAGAGCCAAAUUUAGCAGUAACGUGGAUUUGGUGAUCAUCAAAAAGCCCCAUGUGCCCGAUCAACCGAUUACCGAUUUUAUGAGCCAAUUUAUACCCUAUGUCGAGCCAGAGAAUGAAAUCGGUGACACUUUGAUGUACAAAAUAUCGGGCGAGCAUCGUCCUCGCCUACAAAAAUUGCUCAUCCAUUUGGAGAAUGAACGCAAAAUGCUGGGCAUUGAGAAUGUCCGAGUCGUUGGCUCCGAAAUGUCGGAUAUCUAUAUGAAAUUGGUUACAUCAUUUCGUCUACAGCAACAGAUAAUACCGGAUGUCACGCAAACCUUUAAAUAUCAAGUGGUAUCGAAGAAGGAACUCCGUAAGCAACAGAUGCGGGCGAUGUGCUAUAAAAAGAUGGUCCAUACGGCUCCAAAUGUUUGGCCCGUAAUCAUGAUAUUCACCAGUUUCAUUUUGAUCGUAAUAAUAGCUAGACUUUGUGUGGUUUUGGAUGUGCCCAAUAUACGGAAUAAUACCAUACACAUUGGUUUUCGGGGCAAUGUCAAUUUUAUGGAUAAUAUACCAAAUCUGAACGAUUGCGGAUACGUUGAUAUCCAAACGUUGGCCAUGACACCAACGUAUCAGAAGGUAAAUGCCAUAUCACGGAUAUUUGAGGCCAAUUCGUUUGUCUGCAUGAAUGGCAGCUAUAGGGAGAAUUUGAAGAAAAAUGCUGAGUUUGCCAGUUUUGGUGCCGUCGAAUCGGAUGGGGAACAGGGUUUGGAUGGCUAUAUAAGUCAGGAUACAUUCCAUUCCGCUCCCAUGAUGUUGAAUCUAUUGCAUAAUAUUUUAAUCAAAUUAACCUAUCCGGACUCAAAGGAGUUUGUAUGCUUAGUGGAUAAUCAUCCCAUGCCCACACCGUUGUCAAUGAAAAUCAAUUUGCUGGACAAUGAGAUAGCCCAUAUCAAUGCACCAUUAACGAUCGGUUGUAUUUUGCCGCUGACCGUGUCCGUGUUCAUUAUACCCUUGGUGGAGGAGCAUAUCCAUCAGUUGAGGGUGUUGCAAGUCAUAGCCGGAUUGGGAUUGCAGAUCUAUUGGGGCAUCUGUUUGUUUUGGGAUCUAUUCACCUUUGUCAUUUACUCGAUAAUCAUUGUGGUCAUCAUGACAUUGGUGGGCAUUGGGGACUUUGGUGUCUAUGAGAACAUAUUGCUGAUCCUACUAAUUAUGGUCUUUGGAUUGGCUGCCCUGCCGUUAACCUAUCUCUUGUCCAUGUAUGUGAAUGCUUCAAUUGUGCGAGCCUUUCUCGCCUCGGUGUUGCUGCACGGUUUGACUGGCAUUGUGCUCUACAUUAUCUACUGGGAUGUGGCCAAUAGUAAUGAGAUAUUCUUCUAUGGUGCUUGCCUGUCGCCAGGAUUUUCACUUCUCGACGGUGUUAGCAAUCUUUACACUCAAUCCCUAGAGGAGGCUCGCUGCAAGGCCAAAUGCCAGGCCCUUAGUGGUUGCACCCCGGAGAAUUUGCAUGAAGUGGUGCCCCAUUGUAAAAACAACAGCUAUUUCACGUGGGGAGAUGCAGGAAUAUUGCCACCGCUUACUUUCAUGUUACUAGCGGCAUUAAUUUCAUUGCUUUUAAUGUUCUGGAUUGAGCUUCAUCGCAAGGAGAAGAAAUUUCAUUCGUCCAGAGAUCUCCAUAAAAUGCGUUCAGCUACCUAUCCGUUCGAUGAUGGUGAUGUGGCCGAUGUGAAAUUGAAAAUCGCCGAUGCCGAUAUGCACAAGUGCAAGCAAUCCGUAUUUCUGGUGGAUCAAGUGGAGGCCAAAGUACCAAAAACGGGAUAUAAAAUCGAUACGGUUUCGUUUGCCUUGAACAAAUAUAUGAGCAUGGGAAUCUUUGGACCACGGAAUACGGGUAAAAGUCAUUUGGUUCGCCAAUUGGUUGGUGUCGAUGGCUUUGCAUUUGGUGAGAUUUAUGUACGUGGAUUGGAUUUCAAAUAUGACUUGGAUAGUAUAUUAACCUAUGUCGGCUAUUGUCCGCAACAUUUCGGCCUACUGGACGAUCUGACACCGCGCGAGCAUAUCCGGCUAUUGUGCAUGAUCCGUGGUGUGCCGGAGAAGAAGAUCGGUGAGAAAAUGCAUGACUUGUGUCUAAUGCUCAAUAUGACUGGUUGGAUGCAUCGCAAAUGUGGCCUCCUAACACCGGAGAAGAGACGCAAAGUGAAUGUGGCCCUCGCUUUGGUGGCGUAUAAUAAAAUCUUGAUAUUAGAUGAACCCACAGCGGGCAUGCCAUCGACAACACGUCGCGAAAUCUGGAAUAUAUUGCGUUAUAUACGUUAUUGCGGCAAAACGAUUAUAUUUGCCACCAACGAUGAGUUGGAAUGCAAAGUGUUGGCCGACUUUAUAAUACUCUUUCAGGACAGCGAAAUGCUGGCCAUUGGUAGUAUGCAGUAUUUGCGUUAUAAGUACAGUCAUGGCUUCUAUUUGGAAGUUCGUCUAAUACGGGAUGGUGCCACACUGCAAGAGUCGGAGGACAAUUUGCGCAAGGAUGUGGAGAAUUUGGCACGUUUUGUUAACUUUUUACAUGAUAAAUCGGAAUUGGUGGGUCGCUUGCAUAAUUGGUUCAAGUAUUAUGUACCAGUUGGCCAUAUUGUCUAUUCAUAUCUUUAUGGUGCCAUGGAGAAGAACAAGGUGCGUUUGAAUGUCUAUGACUAUUGCAUCUAUCAGGCAAGUAUGAAUAAUGUCCUUGCUCAAUUGCAAGAGACUCGAGCCGAAUUGAAACGUACUCAAGAUCCUUUGGAAAUGGAAUCGGUGGAAAAUAUGGAAUCUACUACGGAUCCCACUGAAACGACUUUAGACAAUAACCAAAUUGAUUCUAAGAAAUCAAAACGUAAGAAAUCUCUAUUUAACUAAAAAAAAAAUUGAAGAAGAAAAGAAAAUGUUUUGCAAUUAAA